CGCGACUCAGACACGGUCGAAAGCGGUUGAGUUUCUCUCUAAGCUCCGUGAAAGCGUGCGCGUUAAGUAGAAGAAGAAGAAGAGUGCGAAAGUUUUCCAGUGUUUCGCGAGUGUAUUCCAGGUCGGUGGUUCCGGAAGGGUUUGCACCGGUGGGAGUCCGGUUCCAGCUUGGCCGAGACCACGCCGGGAGUGACAUCGGAGACGCGGCCAGUGACGGAUUCAUCAAAUUCGGGGAGGUCCUCCUUGGUGUUUUGACAGUUCGACCUCAAGGCGGAGGAUUUUUCGUGCCAAGAAUACUAAAGGUGAACAGUAGAGAGCGUGUCGUGAAAAAAGGAGAAAUACCUUUUCCUGGUCAUCAUGACCAGGAGAAAGGGCCGGCCAGGGGUUGAUCCCCCGCGUUCGUCGAACGACGCCACGCUACCGGCCUACCUUGACCCCGAUGGGAGUCACGGGAAGCUUUACGUGAUGCUCAUGAAGGCCGCUGAGGACGGAAAGGUCCUUCCGUCGAACCCCUUCACACUGGCAAAGUCGAUCCAAUCCUCCGUCGGCACGGUGGCCGCUGCCUACCGGGGCAAGGAGGGGAACUUUGUGCUGAAGGUGCGAGGCGACGAAAAAGUAGCCAAACUGAAGAGGAUGACUGAGCUAAUCGAAGGGACCAAGAUCGUCGUGACGGAACACCCACGUCUCAACCAGUGCAAGGUGGUGGUGACGUGUCAUACGGUCAACGACCUCAGCGACGAGGAACUGAAGGCGGAGGAGGCACUUCAAGAUCAAGGGGUGCUAGACGUCAAGCGAUUCCGGAAGAACGGGAAACCGAUCUCGACCAUGAUCCUCACCAUCCGGGGGACGGCGGCGCCCGAAUGCAUCUACUUCGGGUAUGACCGAUGCUCAACAAAACCCUAUGCACAGGCACCGCUCCAGUGCUACAGGUGUUUCGAGUUUGGACAUCCGAAGGCCCGAUGCUCGGCACCUGAGGAGAUCUGUCGAAACUGCUCGAUGCCGCACGCCAUUGUGAAGGACGAACAAGGACGCACGAUCUGCCAGAAGCCAGCGUGGUGCCUGCACUGCAACGGCAAUCAUUCACCGACGAGCCGCCUCUGUGAACAAUACCAACAGGAGGAAGAGAUUGAGAAGAUCCGUGGCGAGGGCAAGUCCCCGCGUGAAGCACGGCGCAUUUUUGAGGAGCGCCGAACCCAGGAACAGAACAGCUACGCCGCGGUGGCCAAGAAGUCGGCGACCCAGGCGAGGCUGGAAGAACCCGCGAUUGAAGUGCUGCGAAAGGAGCUAGCCAACGCCCAGAAGGCGCUCAAGGAAGCACAGGAGGAAAUCGCCAAACUGAAGAAGAGAAAACCGGAACCCAAAAAACCUAACAAGGAAGAAAAGCAGACUAAGCCGGUCGAGGAAAAGCCGAUCAAGCCGGUCGACGAAGACUCCGACGAACAACAGCAGGAGGAAGUAAUGGAAACCGACGACGACGUCAGCAAGCGUUUCCGCACCGCCUCUGAAUCAAGCACGACCAGCAACAACCACAAAAGGAGGCACUCGGAGUCGAGCGCGUCGACCCUCGUCGACAGCAGCGACAGUACCGGGACUCCAGAGGUAACAGACGCACCCAUAACACAACCCCCCGAAACACCGAUCCCCCCAAAGCAACCGCCCCCCAAGAAGCCGAAAGGUCCGGGGAAUAAACAAAAACAAGGACAAUCGAACAAACAGAACAAGCAGUGAUGGCCAUCGUGCCAUCCACUGCGAGCUCUCAGGACGCUCCAAAAACCACCGAUGACGACAACAGCCCGAACUUGAACAACAACCAGCCGGUGCCGUCCACCUCUUGCCCUGCCCUCACAGACGGGGCAGUGGAU
Molecule: messenger RNA, 1862 nt
Organism: Culex pipiens pallens (northern house mosquito)
Lineage: Eukaryota; Metazoa; Arthropoda; Insecta; Diptera; Culicidae
Exons: 2
Coding region: 358-1728 (456 amino acids)
Molecular function (GO): zinc ion binding; nucleic acid binding
Source: RefSeq, a predicted model, not a curated record